Molecule: messenger RNA, 3018 nt
Organism: Penicillium griseofulvum
Lineage: Eukaryota; Fungi; Ascomycota; Eurotiomycetes; Eurotiales; Aspergillaceae
Product: Molybdenum cofactor biosynthesis, MoeB
Exons: 6
Coding region: 1-3018 (1005 amino acids)
Biological process (GO): cyclic threonylcarbamoyladenosine biosynthetic process
Cellular component (GO): mitochondrial outer membrane
Molecular function (GO): hydrolase activity; tRNA threonylcarbamoyladenosine dehydratase activity; ubiquitin-like modifier activating enzyme activity
Source: RefSeq, a predicted model, not a curated record
AUGGCUCCCCCAACAUCCAAAUGGUGGCAAGAGCUUGACGAUUCCGACCUCGACUACGGAUUCGAUUCUGACGAACUGGAUACUAGAUAUAACAAACUUGAUCGACACACCUCCCACGAAAAUCAAAACGAACCGAGAAACACUCAGAAGAUAGACCAUAAGGGUGUGAUUGGAAGCAUGUCUUCUUGGCUCCAACGUCAGGCUGGUUCCUCUCACGGACAGCUUGCGACAGCGGCUGUUGUAUCGGGCGCAGCUGUCGCAGGUGCCAUCCUUGGGUAUCAGUCAUACAAGCGCAAGGAAGCUGUUCAUGAUCUGAAAGCUUCUAUCCCAAGCUUAGAUGAUUUGCACCCCGCAGAAAUGCUCACCGAUUUUGGCGCUGCCUCGAAUGGAGUACCUCUGAGCAAAGAAGAUGAGCGCGGUGCAGCUUUGGCUCGCAGAGCGCAACGGGGUGAUUACGAUGAUGACUUGAUUCUUGAACAGCUUGCCCGCAACCGUGUAUUCCUCGGCGAUGAAGGCCUUGCCAAGCUUCGAUCAUCAUUCAUUGUCGUUGUCGGCUGUGGUGGCGUCGGUUCGCAUGCCGCUGCCUCACUGGCCCGAUCGGGCGUGUCUAAAAUCCGUCUUAUCGAUUUUGAUCAAGUCACUCUAUCAUCGUUGAACCGACACGCCCUUGCGACAUUGGCUGAUGUUGGCACACCGAAGGUCCAUUGCAUCCGGAGGCGAUUGGAACAAAUCGCACCGUGGGUUAUGUUCGAUUGUCGGAAUGAGCUCUAUGGAAAGUCCGUGUCUGAGGAUCUCCUCGGCCCGUGGACUCUGACACAUGACGGAGAGGGCCGACGACCAGAUUUCGUGUUGGAUUGUAUUGAUAACAUUACGUCCAAGGUAGAGUUGCUACACUACUGCCACUCGAAUUCCUUGCCUGUGAUUUCGUCGAUGGGCGCAGGAUGCAAGUCGGACCCGACUCGCGUUGUGGUCGGCGACAUUUCGCUUAGCACUGAUGAUCCUUUGUCCCGUUCUACACGCCGCAAGCUGAAGCUUCUCGGUGUUUCGUCUGGCGUUGCGGCCGUCUUCUCGACAGAGAAACCGGGCCCGGGCAAAGCUACCCUACUUCCUCUUCCCGAGGAUGAAUUCAACAAAGGUCAAGUUGGUGAGCUUGGAGUUCUGCCUGACUUCCGAGCCCGCAUCCUCCCAGUACUAGGGACCAUGCCUGCAGUAUUUGGUUACACGAUAGCCAAUCACGUUAUCUGCACUAUUACUGGUUACCCGCUUGACUACAACAUGGGUGCCAAGGGCCGCGAGAAACUAUACGAUACCAUCUUGAGUUCUCUGCUAGGCUUGCAUGAACGAAUGAGUAGACAAGUUACCGGUCAAGAUACCCAGGGGCUACGCGUCCCACUCAGCAAGGAUGAUAUUGCAUUCGUGGUGGAGGAGGUAUACCGGGGGAAGAGCGUGAUCAGUGGCUUAUCUACCCGACUGGCUCUCGUUCCCUGGCAAACUCCUGCUCACGGAUGGAAUAUGGAUCUGAGCCUUGAGAAAGAAGGACAAAAGUCCAUCCCGAUCAACAUCAGUGACCUGGUUUGCAUGACCAAGGAGGAAGCACUUCACCACGAGAAAGAGGUAUUUAAGGGUGGCAAGAAGGUGGAAGAGGUAUAUGAUGAGACUGUUCUCCAGCGUGUAAGCCUGCGAAAACGGGAAGCAGAGGAGUAUGAUCAGUACCGGGGAGCCCAACUCGGGCGCAGGAGGAUGGCAUCUCACGACUCCCAUUCGCGCGACUUCAAGUCCAACAGCGCAGAGACCGACUUCCAACCGACCACAACCCACCAUCCCUCCUACUCAAAUCAAUUUACACCUUCCCGCCCACUGAUUGAUUCUGCAAGAAACGGAUGGCAAUCUAGAGCCGCCCAUGAAGGUCCGCAGCGUUCCAGCCCCGCGGAUGACAUCAAAUCCCAGGGAUGGGCCCAAAUGGCUCUCUCGGUAGUUUCCGCGCCGCGGUUCCGGCGCUGUGUACUAAUCUACGUCGCGAUAUUCACAUGUGCAUGGAUCGGUUGGCGAAUGCUACUUUCUCCGCGACUGCAAGAGCAAAGCUCGCGUUUGCAUUCACACGAUCCGACACCUGAAACAGAGGCAGAUGGGUUGUUCGGGACGAAUUUGCCCCCUCAGUUUGACGCCUUGGUUCAUAUGCAUACGCUGGACCCAGACUUGGUGCCUGGGAAUGUAGCCGGGGAUGUAGCAAAGUCUAGUCGGAAGCGGCUAGUUAUUGUGGGCGAUGUGCAUGGCUGUAAAGAAGAGUUGGAGCGACUUCUUGAGAAAGUCUCCUUCAACCAAAAAGGCGGCGAUCAUCUUAUCUUUGUCGGUGAUAUCAUCAACAAAGGACCAGACAGUACAGGAGUCGUGGACUUAGCUCGGCAGUAUUCGGCAUCUAGUGUCCGUGGAAACCACGAAGAUCGAAUUCUGCUUCUUCGACAGGAGAUGGUGAAGACAAAAACUCUCUCGGCCCCCGAUGACGACGAGGAAUCUCGUUUCUCAUCUAGAGAACUUAGCGAGCGCGCUCUUGCGCGCUCUUUGAGCGACGAGCAGGUCAAGUGGCUGGAAAACUGUCCGGUGAUUCUGAAUAUCGGUCAAGUCUCAGGCAUGGGCCAGGUGGUUGUCGUUCAUGCGGGACUAGUACCGGGCGUCGAGCUUGAGAAUCAAGACCCUUCUAGCGUGAUGACUAUGCGGACCAUCGAUUUAGAUACGCAUGUACCCAGUCCGAAAAAGAAGGGCAUGAAUUGGGCUAAAAUGUUUGAUAAGCAUCAGUCCAAACUAUACUCGAGCCUCGAGACUUCAACUGAAGAUCCUCUUGCGAGCACGAUGACUGUCGUCUAUGGCCACGAUGCUUCUACCUCGCUUUCUAUCCGCACAUUCACCAAGGGUCUUGACUCGGGUUGUGUGAAGGGGGAAAAACUCACGGCUUUGGUUAUAGAGGACGGCGGAAAACAAAGUAUUGUACAGGUGUCGUGUCAUGACCAUCUCAAGGAAUGA